AUGGCGCCAUCCGUGGGCCACCUGCAUAAGCUGGUGGCUCGGAAUUCCAAGCUGCUGAAGGCAGCCUGGAAGAAGACUCAACAGCUCAUCCAGAACAAGCUUCCUCCAUCCAUACGCCCGGCUGAAGCCCAGCUUGCACCGGCGUAUGCCCGCAACGCGCCGCGCCAUCCGCUGCACCGCCUCGCCGCUCUCAAGCAGAGCAAGGGCCGCUGGUACUCCACCCACAGCUUCAUCAACGCCACCGUCCGUCGCUUCACCACCGAGGCCCGCCAAUCCGUCAAGUAUGAUCGCGCAAGCUUCCCCGCCUCCCGCGUGCGUGCUGCUAUCGGCCAGUCCACUGGCCGUGCGCCCUUCGCGUCUACGCUCCGGCCAAACCUUACCGGAGGCACCCUUGGUCGGACCGCGGGUGGAUAUUCCCUCGGCGGCGGCCGUGUCGGCGGAGCACGAUACUUCUCGCACACCCCAGCCGCUCCGGCUCAGGUCGUGCAAAAUGUCUCGCAGGCUGUUCGCGCCUUCCUGGUCGGUGGCCAAAAGGCUCAGUUCGAUGGCGUCAACCCAAGGACGGGCGAGAAACAAUGGAAGGCCGUCAGUGCCCUUCAGGAGGAGGUCGGCCGCAAGAUGAUCAAGGUCCCCAAGGCCACGCCAGGCUCGACGAUUGAAUUUUCCAUCAACCCCACCAUCACCGCUCUCACCCCCCUCUCUGCUGUGACCGGCUUCUCUGGUAGCGCCGAGAAGAUGACCCUCAACAGCGACGGUCUCCUCGACGUCCUGUCCGUGGACUUCUCUAGAGCCUUGAAGGAGCUCGCUGCCGUGCUGAACGACUUGAAGCGCUUGUCAGCUCUCGGGGAUUUGCCCAUCACGUACCACGACUCGAUGUUGUGCGUUCAUUUCCCCGGCGUCGAUGCAGACACUGUCGAAAGGCUGUGCGAUGAGCUGGGCGUGCAACGCGGCUUCAUUCGUCAAGACGAAGACUUCGAUGGGUUCGUUGGCACCGAGAUUGCGCUCUUGUUUCCCUUUGCGCCAAGCAAAACCCCCUCCGAGGCGUCUUUCCUUGCAAAGAAGCCCGCACACGAACGUCCCAUGUACCAGGCCUCGAUCGACUGGCGCAAUAUGCUCACUGUUGAAGAUGACGCCAUGAGCUCGCCAGAGUGUUCAGUUCGGUCGGAGACCGGGAAUGAUUACGAGGAUGUCUACGAAGAGAACCCGUGGCUCUCGACGUCUUCCGCUUCAGGGUUUGAAAGUCUGCACACUAGUCACGCUCGUGACAGCGCCAUUUCCGACGCAUAUUCGCCGUUGGAGUAUCAAGGACUCGAGGGCAUAUACCGCUUCAUUGAGCAGUGUGAUAACGCCCCUCGCUUCCAUUGA
Molecule: messenger RNA, 1365 nt
Organism: Lasiodiplodia theobromae
Lineage: Eukaryota; Fungi; Ascomycota; Dothideomycetes; Botryosphaeriales; Botryosphaeriaceae
Product: Casein kinase ii beta 2 subunit
Exons: 2
Coding region: 1-1365 (454 amino acids)
Biological process (GO): proteasome assembly
Molecular function (GO): proteasome binding
Source: RefSeq, a predicted model, not a curated record